AUUUGGACCUUUUGCGGGAGGGAAUCUGCCCGUUCUCUAACGCGUCUGUUUGCAGUGUCCCGUCUUCAGCCACGAGGUGGCGGUAAUACACCUGGUUGAUGGAGGUCCGCCGCCAACAGAAGAAGAAGAAGAAGAACCAGAAGAAGAAGUUGAAGAAGAAAGAAAAAGUAGAGUCGUUGUGUUCACAUCGAUCAAACGGAGUUGUUAAACUUUAACGAGGAUUUUUCAUGUUUGUUUUCAUCUGGUUCGAGUUUCCCGCCGGUGGAGAGGUACCGGAGAGCAAGCGGAGGAAGGCGCGGAUUUAACGGACAUGAGUUCUCUUCUCAACAUGGAGACAACAGGAGAUCCAGGAAACGGCCUCAGUCAGCAGUGCUGCAGCUGUGUCUCCUCCUCGUCCAGAUGUUGGUGUGUGGACUGUAGAGAAGCUCUGUGUGACGACUGUGUGGUGGCUCAUCGCAGAGUCACUGUGACCAGAUCCCAUCGGAUCCUGAACCAGAAGCCAGAUCAGUCCACUACAGACCAGUCCACUACAGACCAGUCCACCACAGACCAGUCCACCACAGGUCAGUCCACCACAGGAGAGAUCUCGGCUCCUCCCACCAAGUUCUGCAGACAUCACCCAUCUGAGCCGCUCAAACUCUACUGUUUCACCUGUUACCAGUACACCUGUAGAGACUGUCAGCUGAUGGCUCACAUGAACCACAGGUAUCAGUUUGUCACUGAAGCACUGGUCAAUAUGAAGAAGCAGCUGGAGGCCUGGGUUCAGCCAAUCAGAGCGCAGAGAGAAACAGUGAGGCGCAGCCUGCAGGACAUGGAGACUAGGCUGCGGGACAUCGCCCGGGGGGAGAGUCAGCUGAAGACGGAGCUGCAGAGUUCUUAUAAGAUCUGUUCUGAGAUCCUGCAGAAGAGGAUGAGAGACAUCCUGGAGGAGGUCAAGAAGGCGUCUCAGUCAGAGUGUGUGUGGAUCCAAAGGAGGAUGGAGAAGCUGAAGAAGCUGCAGGAGAAGCAGCUCUUACUGACUAAAACCACAGACAAGGCCAGAAACAUCCAGGAGCUGUCCGCUCUGUUCACCUGGUCGGCACAUAUCAAGUGUCAGCUGAAGGAUGUUCGAGACCAGGACCCGUCUCCCCCUCAAACCAUGUCCCAGCUGCAGGUCCUCGUUGACGGGAAGACUAUGGGAAACCUUUUAAACUUUGGUGAACUUAAAGUUACAUGGAUCCCUUUCUCUGUCUCACAAACCUCCAAUCAGAACACUCCAGACACCUCCAGCCCCUACCCUGCUGUCACCCCUCCCACCUCCACCUCUCUGGCACCUUCCUGCAAGACUCUUCCCCAGACUAGGACCACUAAUGACACUGCCUCACUUGUUCCAGUACAGCAUCCCCCUUCGUCUUUGUCAUCCUUGUCCUUGCCCCCCCCUCCCAAAACCAGGACCUCUACGUCCAAUCAGUCGUGUCUGCCUCCCUCCUCCUGCCCAAACCUCAACCAACCAACUCAACCUGUUCAGUCUCAGUCCUCCUCGACUCUGACGUUGGUGUCUCAGCAGCUGCCUAUCAGGUCAGGUUUGUCCCUGUCCAAAGCUCUGUCUCCAUCCUGUACUGUUCAACUCGUCCAACCGGCUGUAGUUCUGAACCAGCCCACCCUCGUUCCCCUGAUCACAGCUCAAACUCAGACUGUGUACCAGGUGUCCGGCAGCUCCGUCGCCCUCUACCCAGUCAUGCCUCAGUUGCCUCAGUUGCUGCUCUGUCAGACUGUGUCUUGCCCUCCGGUCUCAGGAAGUUGUCAAAAUCUUCCUGCAGCCUCCGCAGAAAACUCAAUCUCUGUUGGACAGAGCCACACAGCGGCGCCAAACCACUGUACUCUGACAGAUGAAAGUUCUGCUGCGCACACUCGACUUCUUGCCUCCCAGCGUCUAAUCUGUGAUAGUGCACCUCAUCCGUCCUCUCUGAAACACCAGCCGCAGAGUACAGUGGUGAUGGCGGAGGCGGACUCUGCCUGUGAUCACAAAGUGCCAGAGGAGGCAGCGAAGCCGCAAGAACCCGCAGAGAACAGACCGACCUCCACAGUUACUGAAGGAACCAAACCUUCAGGUAAACCGUCUCUACCUAAAACAGAAGACAGAGAUACCGAAGGACCGAGCGUUGGUGGUCUCAGUCCCUCCACAGAGAACAAGCCAACCUUCAUGGUGUCUGAAGGAACCAAACCUUCAGGGAAACCGUCUCUACCUAAAACAGAAGACAGUGAUACCGAAGGACCGAGCGUUGGUGGUCUCAGUCCCUCCACAGAGAACAAACCAACCUUCAUGGUGUCUGAAGGAACCAAACCUUCAGGGAAGCCGUCUCUACCUAAAACAGAAGAGAGGGAUACUGAAGAACUGAGCUCUGUGAUUGGACAGCAGAACUUCAAUCUGAGGCGACGUCAAUCCAAAGUGUCUCUGUUCAGAUUGCAGUUGUCCCAGCCCCGACCUGGAUGUCCCCGACCUGGUGUCAGUCUCCCUGUAGAGAACAUACCGACCGUCUCGGUGUCUGAGGAACCCAAACCUUCAGGUAAACCUUCUCCACCUCAAACAGAAGACGGAGAUACUGAAGGGCCGAGCUCUGUGAUUGGACAGAAGGACUUCAGUCUGAGCCAAUAUCAGCCUAGAGUGUCUCUGUUGAGACUACCUUUGUCCCUGCCCCGACCUGGACGUCCCCUCCCUGGUUUCAUUCUGAUCCCUGGAGACACUGAAGAUGAGGUUUAUGUGGAAGAGGUUGGUGAAGACUCUCAGUCCUACGUUGAUGAUGUCUCCGAUGACUUAUGGGAUUCCACGGACCCUCUGUCGUCUCCAUCGUCUCCUGUGACCCUGCAGAUACUUUCCUGCUCUGCUUGUGGAUCUGCUCACGCUUCAAUAAUCUGUUUGUCCUGCAGCCGAGGAUACCACAGAGACUGUCACCUUCCCCCUGUUGGACCUGACAUUUGGUCAGAGUGGAUCUGUUCGUUGUGUCAGGACCUGUCCGACCCCUCGGACCCCUACAGCUCUGAAAGGCCACAGAGUCCACAGAGUCCCUGCCUCAGUCUGCUGGACCAGAGGAGGUGUGAGAGUCUGCUGCUGCAGCUGAAGGUUGAAGGCUGCACUCCACUGUCUGAGGUCGGUGAUGUUUGGUCUCGUCUGACGUUGAUCUCGGAGCGUCUGACUCUCCGUCGCUCUCCUCAUUAUCGAACAGCUGCAGAGUUUCUGUCGGACAUCUGGCGUCUGUUCAAGGCGACAUCGUCCUCUCAGGACGACCUCGUCCUGAACAAACUGCAGGAGACGUUUCACCUCAGGUUGAAGGAGACGUUCAGUUCAGAGCUUCAUCAUCCACCUGUGACACCACCCAGCUCAGAGAGGGGGGAGAGGUCUGCAGACCUCCACCAGGACCCCCCAGACACAGACACCAACCAGUCCAGACUGAAGGACACCAGGAAGAGGCUCAGAGACUUCCUGACUCUGAUGGGACCCUCAGGAGCCAAGAGGACGAAGACGGACAAGACGGAGGAGUGAGUUUAAUGGGAUUGAGCUGAGCGGGCGACCAGGAAACCCCGAGGUGGAUUCUGUGUUGUACAAACUGACCUGGACUCGUGGAUCAUGACUGAGGGAUGAAGAAGUUUUGAUUCGUUCAUCCAAAGUUUUUCUGUCACUGUCUCUGGCAGUUAUUACUGUGAGACCAGAGGUCAUGUGACUAAGACCAUUCUGAUCCUGGUUCAGACUUCCUGGUCUAAACUGGUCGAAACCCACAAACCACGAGGCGGGAAAUCUGUCAGGUGACGUCAGCAGCUUCUCUCGUUAAAUCGCAGCUCGUUAAUCACAGCAGGUUCAUCUGAUCAAUAUUAUUUCACUGAGUCCAGAUGUUCAGAACUGAGACUGUGAGGAGAUUGAUCUUUGAUCUGUGGCUGACUGAUCGAUCAAUAAAUAAAGAGUUUGACAACAGCUAGAAACAGUUCACUCCUUUGCACAAACACACACUGUGACAGUGAGGUCACAUGAUCCUGAACGUCACAUCAGGGCUGAUCCAGAUGUUCCAGUGGUGAAGUGGAACCAGUUGAUUAAGUAUUUCUUCUUCGACCUCACGACACGUCAGAGGAAAACAUCCUCGACUGAAACUUUAAUAAUCACUAAUCACUAAUGAUCAAUGAAACGACACGACAGGAAGCAGAACUGCUCUGAUCUGUGGACGCCAAAAUAAAACGUGCACAUCUGUUUGUUCACAAACACAUGAGGCUUUACUUGAAUUGUAUUGUUGAUUUUUUUUCUCUGAUCAUAAACUUUGUGUUAAAUCUUUAAGAAGUUUCGUUCAUCCCCCAAAACGGAGACGACUGGCCGCCGUAUAUCUCCAGUCGUUCUGUAGAGUCUUUUCCUGUGGUCUUCCUCCUGUUUCCUUCUUUUAAACGUUUUUCUUUUCGUCUUAUUCCAUAUUUUAUAUCUUUUUUUGAACAUAUUUGAUGCUUCAGUCAAUGGUGGGAUUGACUGUUUACUGUCGCUGCAAUUUUUUCCCAAAUCAGGUUUUUCUUCUUAUUGUUUCACUGUUCGCUGAAUUUCCAAAGUAAAACUUCCUGUAACUUUUA
Seriola aureovittata is the source of this 4581-nucleotide messenger RNA. It is a transcript of the gene trim33l, whose product is annotated as tripartite motif containing 33, like. Gene Ontology annotation, molecular function: zinc ion binding; ubiquitin-protein transferase activity. Bases 311 to 3520 code for a protein of 1069 amino acids. The record is from RefSeq and is a predicted model, not a curated record. Lineage: Eukaryota; Metazoa; Chordata; Actinopteri; Carangiformes; Carangidae. Gene Ontology annotation, cellular component: nucleoplasm; chromatin. Gene Ontology annotation, biological process: positive regulation of DNA-templated transcription. The transcript is spliced from 15 exons.